Messenger RNA from Diabrotica virgifera virgifera (western corn rootworm), 1469 nucleotides. It is a transcript of the gene Rchy1, whose product is annotated as RING finger and CHY zinc finger domain-containing protein 1. Gene Ontology annotation, biological process: protein ubiquitination; ubiquitin-dependent protein catabolic process. Bases 177 to 1142 code for a protein of 321 amino acids. NCBI's taxonomy places the organism in Eukaryota, Metazoa, Arthropoda, Insecta, Coleoptera, Chrysomelidae. Gene Ontology annotation, molecular function: zinc ion binding; ubiquitin protein ligase activity. The transcript has 7 exons. The record is from RefSeq and is a predicted model, not a curated record. Gene Ontology annotation, cellular component: nucleus.
UUUGUCAUGGUUUGUCCAGUCAAGAGUCAAGUCAUUUGUGACGUCAUUAGGAAUAAGUGCGAGAAAAAAUUGUGACAUUUAUUUCAAGCAAAGUUAAAACUAAAACUAUUCAAUUUUAAAACUUCUUGGAUUUUUGUGCAAAAUUGGUUUUAAUAUUAUCUUUUUAAAAGGAAACAAUGGAAGGAGUGUCCACACCCAGCGCUGAAGGACCGCCAGAGGAAACAGUUAAGCCUGUUGGUUGUUGCCAUUACAAAAGAAAAUCAAAAUUUGUGACUCCCUGUUGCAAGAAAGUGUACACCUGCAGAUUUUGUCAUGACGAAAAUGAAAACCAUAAGUUGAUUAGAAAAGAAGUAACUGAGCUGAUAUGUGCUUUGUGUGAAACAAAGCAAAGAGUCCAAAGCUCUUGUCAAAACUGUGGGGUAGCUUUUGGGAAGUAUAUAUGCCUAGAAUGUAAUUUAUUUGAUGAUGAAGACAAAAAGCAGUUCCAUUGCAAGGGAUGCGGAAUUUGUAGGAUUGGUGGGGCUGAUAGAUUCUUUCAUUGUGAGAAGUGCAAUAUGUGCCUUCCAAACCAAAUUGAAAGUGGACAUAAGUGUGUAGAAAACGUCUCCAGAUCCAACUGUCCUAUAUGCCUAGAUGACAUCCAUACAUCCAGAAUAGCGUGUCAUAUACCACCAUGCGGUCACCUUCUACACAGACCUUGUUUUGAAUCUCUUUUAUCUAAUGGCCUCUAUGCGUGUCCUAUCUGUCAGACGUCAUUAAUGAAUAUGCAGCCAUUGUGGAAGUAUUGGGACGUGGAAAUAGAAAACACACCGAUGCCAUCGGAAUAUAGUAAUUAUUAUGUAGGAAUACUGUGCAAGGACUGUCACCAGGAGAGUACAGUGAAAUUUCACGUGGUAGGAUUUAAGUGUGUACACUGCGGCUCUUACAACACCUGUAGAAAUAAAGGACCUGUUACUAUACGAGGCCGUCUAAGAAGUGUGGUUAGAUAUUUUGCCUUAUUUUGCAACUUCUUGAUAUCUAUGACUAGAACAAUUUUUUCAAACAUUCCCUACCUCUUUUUAACUGCUGCUGAAGACGAAAAUGCUACAGAAGAUGUAGCUGCAGAAGAUGUAGAUAAUGAGGAAGAACCAGAAAGAACGUGAUGAAAUAGAAUAAUUAAACUAAUAAAGUAAGAAUGAUUGAUUGGUAACGAAAAGAAAAUUAUUUCAUAUUUCAUCUUUUAAGAAGAACUGUAGCUUUUUUUAAUCCAUAAUCUUUUUAAAUUUAUCACAAGAUAGUCUGUUUGAUUAUGAUUUUUUACUUAUUGUUAUACUAUACUACUAUACAUUGUAAUUUUACAUAUAUUUUCUGUUUUUGACUUUGUAACUGGAUUCUUUGUAUAUAUUUAAUCUUAUUUUUAACAAUAUAGUGUGUAUUGUAAAAAUCUGUAAAGAUAUUUAUUACAAUAAAAAAUUAUGAAUAAAAUAUAA